This is a messenger RNA of Arabidopsis arenosa, 2840 nucleotides long. NCBI's taxonomy places the organism in Eukaryota, Viridiplantae, Streptophyta, Magnoliopsida, Brassicales, Brassicaceae. The record is from the annotation of a GenBank genome assembly.
ACCAUUGUGUCAUAAGAAAGCAAUAUUUGGCUCUUUUACAAAAUUACUGGUGAAAGAGAACCUUUCGUGCUACUUAAUUAUUAUUGCCUUUGUAAUAACGCGCGAAACACAAAUCUUCUCUGCUAAUGCAGUAGUCAUGUGCUGACUCCGUCAAACUCCAAGAAGUUAGUGGCUAAGUUUUACAGAAAGUGAUUGGGCACUUCAAUGGCUUUCACAAAUGAACAAGAUGGAGGAUCUAAGGGAUUUGUGAAGAGAGUGGCUUCAUCUUUCUCCAUGAGGAAGAAGAAGAAUGCAACAAGUGAACCCAAGUUGCUUCCAAGAUCGAAAUCAACAGGUUCUACUAACUUUGAAUCCAUGAGGCUACCUGCAACGAAGAAGAUUUCAGAUGUCACAAACAAAACAAGGAUCAAACCAUCAGGUAGUGUAACACCAUCACAACCAAGAAGGGAAAAGAUCGAUGAUCGUGGUGGUGGGACGAAUAACAAGUUUGGAAAAUGGAGAAGCUUUGAUGAUAGUGAUUCCAUUUGGUUAUCUUCAGAUUGUGCAUCUCCUACUUCUCUUCUUGAGGAACGCAGGUUAUCUGUUUCGUUUCGUUUCUCGGUUGAUGAGAGUGUAGUCUCUUGGUUAUCAAACCUUGCUAAAGCUUCCCUUUCUCUGAAUCAUCAAGAAGUAAGUUCCAUUAAAGACCGUCCCAGAAUCCCAAGAAACACUAAAGAGAACAUACAGAAGAAAGAUUCAUUUAGUUCUGCUCCUAAUCUCACCGCUAUUGAUUCUUCUACUCAGAGUUCACAAGGAAAGAAAGUUAGCUUUUCACAAUCUUCAGGUAUAGAACUUGAAUCAGGAAAUCAUUCUCCUUCUCUGAUAAUCUCCUCUGAUGUACCAUCUGAUCCGAAUAAUCACACGGCAACUUCUUUGGUUCGUAAGAUAAGUUUGGAUGAGAAAAGUGCAGAGAUUGUGGAUUCUAAGAGCAGUAGUAGUAGUGUCGAUGAGCCGCUUUUCUGGCCAUAUGAACAGAGAUUUGAUUGGACACCUGAGGAUAUCUUGAAGCAUUUCUCAAUGUCACCUCGGAGAAAGAAAUUAUUGAAUGCCAAAGUUUCUGCAGGUAGCUCUCCAAGAUCCAUGAGAGCACAACUUCUCCAAGCAAGAAAACUAGACCUUAAAGAUGGUAGUAAGAGAAAGCUUGUGUUCAAUGGCCCUUUAACAAACGCAUCCAAGAUUCCAGAGCUCAAAAGAACUAUCAGCAAUAACAGCAACAAGAAAAAUGACAGCAUCAAGAACGAGCCCAUUAGGAACUGCGUGAAGAGGAACAAAAGUUUGCCAUCAAGGUUGAGAAAAUCAAGCAAAACAUGUUCAAAGGUUGUACCUUUUGAAGUUGCUGAAGAAGUGAUUGCAGCAGAGAGAGCCAAAGUGGAAAUAACAGCUAGAAAGCUCAUAAACCGCAGAAGCAAGACAAUGUUGGAAGAUGAUUUCGCAUUGAUUAAUGAUUUCUCAAUAGAAAACGCAGUGGGGCUUGGUGAGUUCAAGGGUAGAGAGGGAGCUACUCUAUAUCAAGUCAAGGGCAAAGAAGAGGACUCCACGCCACCUGAAAGUCCAAAUGGAGCCGCUUCAACAUUUCUCAUCGCCGCUCGAGUUUUUAACGCUAUGAAUCGCCGAAUGUAUGCUGCUACUACUCGAUCAUUUGCCAAAUCCAUCUCCGCCGAAUCCCUAAAUCCUCGUACCGAUUCCAAUUUCAAUUCAGAAGCAGCCAAUGGAACUUCUGAGUCUGAGACUCGAGUCUCUUUAAGGAAGAAAAGGCUAAAGCAUGAAGAUUUGGAGAAAUGUUCCAGCAGAGGAAUCAAUGCCCUCAAGGAGAUGUGUGGAUUACCUGAUAUAGAAGACUCUCCUUACAAGAAGACUAAUGGAUCUGCUUCAUCUAGUAAGGGCGAGAAAACUAAACUCAUAUAUAAAUCAACAGAAGCUAGCCCUUCUGCAUCGUCGAUCAAAACAGCAGGCAUACCACCUGAAAACUGGAAAAAGGUGCUCGAGGGUAUUCAAAAAUUGAAAUCUUCAGAAGAAGCACCAGUUAAUGCUGUAGAAUGUGAUAGAACCGGAAGCUUUUUACCUCCAAAGGAAAGGCGAUUUUAUGUGCUCAUAGGAACACUUCUUUCAAGUCAGACUAAAGAGCACAUAACUGGUGCGGCAGUAGAACGACUUCAUCAGAAUGGCCUUCUCACUCCUGAAGCCAUUGACAAAGCCGAUGAAUCAACCAUUAAGGAAUUGAUCUAUCCGGUUGGAUUCUAUACUAGAAAGGCUGCUAAUGUGAAGAAAGUUGCAAAAAUAUGUCUAACUAAAUAUGACGGUGACAUUCCAAGGACUUUGGAAGAACUACUCUCACUUCCAGGAGUUGGUCCUAAGAUUGCUCAUCUGGUUUUGCAUGUAGCCUGGAAUGAUGUUCAAGGGAUAUGUGUAGACACACAUGUGCAUCGUAUUUGCAAUAGACUUGGUUGGGUGUCUAAACCAGGAACGAAACAGAAAACCUCGUCCCCUGAGGAAACUAGGGUAGCUCUGCAACAGUGGCUUCCAAAAGAAGAAUGGGUGGCUAUUAACUUUCUGUUGGUUGGUUUUGGACAAACGAUAUGCACACCGCUAAGGCCACGCUGUGGAACUUGUAGUAUCACUGAGCUCUGCCCUUCUGCCUUCAAGGAGACUCCGAGCACAUCAUCAAAAUUGAAGAAAUCUAUCAAAAGCAAGAAACUUUAGUUGAUUUGGCUCUGGAUUCUCCUUCUAGAUCAUUUUUAACCCAUUUUGUGAUUAGUCCUCGGUAACAGUUAAAUUGUAGCCAAGAAAUUGUAUAGCUUUAU